This is a messenger RNA of Lethenteron reissneri (Far Eastern brook lamprey), 2865 nucleotides long. RefSeq names its product nibrin-like. Gene Ontology annotation, cellular component: Mre11 complex. Gene Ontology annotation, molecular function: damaged DNA binding. NCBI's taxonomy places the organism in Eukaryota, Metazoa, Chordata, Hyperoartia, Petromyzontiformes, Petromyzontidae. The record is from RefSeq and is a predicted model, not a curated record. Gene Ontology annotation, biological process: mitotic G2 DNA damage checkpoint signaling; double-strand break repair via homologous recombination.
CUGUUUGUAAUAUGAAUGUUGAGAGUGAGUGCUGGGCCGCCGUCUUCUCUGUGCAGAGUGGCGUACUCCCCGCUCGUCGUGUGCACUUCUUGCCUCGAUGCGGAAUCCAAGCACGUGCUGAGCUCCGCGCUGCUCGUGCUGGGAGGACAUUUCGUCUCCCAAUGGACCAGCGACUGCACCCACUUGGUCAUGACGUCCAUCAAGGUCACCGUGAAGACGAUCUGCGCCCUCAUCACGAGCAUCCCCAUCGUGCAGCCGGCGUUCUUCUCCACGCUCGUCACGGCCAUCAGGAGCCGCUCGCCACAACCCAGCCACAGCAGCUUCUGGCCUCUGGCUGAUGAACCGGGCAUCAACCCGGGCGACCUCGACUUGACCCCCCGGCCUGAGCGGAGGCUCCUGUUCCAGGGGAAAACCUUCCAGUUCCUGCACGCCAAGCAGCACAAGCGGUUGGCGGUACCGAUCGCGCUGGCGGGCGGCGCGGCAUUGUGCCUGUGCUCCCCCGGCCAGCGCGCCGAGCCGCGGCACGGAGAAGGUUUCUGCGUGGUGGAGCCAGAGGCUGGCUGUUCGCAGCCCUCGUCCCAGGUGCUGGCGCAGGACGCGCGAGCGUGGGCUGCCCAAGUCGGCGUACGCCUCCGCACCCUCGGCCUGCGCACGAUCACGGAGGCGGAGGUUGGCCUGGCUGUAGUCUACUGCUCGACGCACACCUACUGCAACCCCUCGGCACGGCUCCCAGACGAGGUGAGCUGUGUGAACACGAACCUCGCUGGGGCAACGCUGUCGCAGAACCUGGCUGGGGCAACGCUGUCGCAGAACCUGGUGCUUGAGCCCAGCGAGGGCGUGGCACCCGACUCUACGCUGUACGCCGCCGACACGCAGGACUCGUUAAUCCUGGCCCGCUGUCAUAUGAAGUCGGCGAGCGGCUCCCAGCUGCAGCAGGUGGAUGAGACCCUGGAUAAGAGGUCGCUCAUUCCCAUGGAGGCCACCAGCAUGAGCCGGGACCCGGGACGACCAGGAGUCAGGGCGGGCACCACGGGAGCAGCCACCGCCGCGGUCCUCCGAGACGACGAGGAAGAGGCUGCGGACGGCUCCUCCUUGUCCACGAAGAGCCAGCCCAGAGGGCCGUGCAACAGCGCCGACUCUGCGCAGAAGCCUGCCGCUCGCGCCAAGGCCACGAUCACCAGCUACUUCCAGCCGUCGUCCAGAAAGAGAGCUCGCCACGCCGGCACCGACGGCGACGACGAGGGCUCCGCGGUGCCCCCCAAGGUGUCGAGAGCGGCGGAGCAGCCCCCCCCCACCCUGACGUGGCCGGAGUCCGGGGAUCGCACUUCCCGCACCUGCAGCCUGCCCACACAGCCAUACCCAGACAACGGAACAAGAGGGGAGGACUCGCAUCAGCCGGCUCCCCCAAAGACGACUGCGGGGACACCCAGGACCCCAGCGGGCGAGCUUGGUGCGCGGGGAGGAAACGCGGAAGGCGUGCCGGCACCGUCGGAACAGAGUCACACGCAGACGACGGCGACAAAGAAGAAGAAGGGCUUUGAGGAGUUUGCCAUGGAGGAGCCGAGCGAGGAGGGGGAGACGCAAGAGGGAGCUGGCGGCCCAAGCGCAAAGCGGAGGAGAUGCGCGGACUCCCCGCCUGUGAAGCAGGAGCCUGUAGUGGCCGGGGACCCGGAGGAUGUGACUGCCCCCACGGCGCUGCUGCUGUGUGAGUUCCGCUCCCUGGUGCUGGCCAGGCCCACCGCCUCCCCCCACGCGGGGCUCCUGGACACCUCCACGCUGCCCAGCGGCACCCCCCGCAGGAACUUCAAGACAUUCAGGAAGGCCGCCCGCAGCGUCACGUCCACGCUGCCUCGCGUCGUCAUCGCCGUCUCCGAUUUGUACCACCAUGAGGAGGAGACCGACGACCACGCCUGGAUAGAGGAGAGUCAAAGAACCCAGGAGGAAGUCUUAGCGGACAAUCUGUUUGGGUGAAAGGGCGUGCAGCAACUGCACAUCUCACCGGUCGCCACCUCUUGGUCGUGCGUCCCAGCAAAGCGUGAUGUGCGGAAGACUGGGGCGACUCCAGCCCCUCACGCCACCUGACCUGGGCCCGACUACAGAACGACUGGGAAAGGGGAGUCCGCCAAGACUUGGCGUUACUCUCGAGUCAGUAAGGGAGUUCGCAGAGGACUUACGGGCAGUCCGUUUAACUUGUAAGCCUAUUGUGAAGGCAAAAAAAAUAAGUCAAUCCAUAAUUAAGGAAAUAACGUUGACAUGAAUAUUAAGCAACCACAUUGUAUCUCACAUUCCCACAGCUUUGCCGUCUCACUUGGAAUUUCUUGAACGUUUUCUCACAUCAGACCUUCCCAGCCACAGGCUGCCAGGGUGGUACCAGCGUUGUCGUCGGGCCCUGGAUCUCCAUGCAUUUCCUCCACUGUCCCCGCACCUUGAGUCUAACUAAACCCAUAGCUUGUGACUGCUUGCAUCUCUUUAGUUUUCUUGUGCACGUUAAUAUUAUACAAUACAUGCAAAACUGUAAAAUAAUUGGAAAUUGAGAAACUCACAAAUCCAUGCUCCUAAUAAUCCAUCAAUUCAAAAAUCUGCGGUGCCCAUACUGUUUGCAGCGGCUAAUCCUGAAAUUCCAAAACUCACGAGAUUUCUUGGAUCUUGCCAGGGCUGAAAUCUCCAAUAUUCAAGUACAUGGAUUAUAGGAAGGAAAACUCGUAAAAUUCACGAGGCACCGUGAUGGGAUGGUUGUGUUAAAGCUGUGGCUUUUGAAGCCCACCAUAUUUUAUUAACUAAAGGCCAGGCAUAAGGACGACUCUUUAAUACCAACUCAUGGCAAGGUCUGGUGAGUAGUGAAGUCAAUAAAUUCAUGUUCUCAUG